AUGACAGUUCACGUGUUUUUGCCCUUCAUCCGAUCAUGUGACUUAUUUGCACGCUAUGCCGCAUUGCACCUAGCGCAUUCAAAACAGCUCCCGGCUUCCAACGUCCGCAGACCCAUCGACGGCAACAAUACAAACCCAUCAAACCAUCUCCAGACCCAUCGCAACUCUUCUCUCACCUCCUCGCACACGAGCCUCACGAUGUCCUGGUUACCAAAGAAGUUCCCCACCCCUGUCGCCGGGCCCAUGGCUCCCUUCUACGCUGCCGGUCUCAUCAUCAUGUACGGUGUCAACUCCGCCGCCAACGCCAUGAUGAACAGCGCCGAGUUCAAGAACGACCCCCGCAACCCUCACCUGAAGGACAAGCCCGCGGCGGCCGGCCACUAG
Molecule: messenger RNA, 384 nt
Organism: Amorphotheca resinae ATCC 22711
Lineage: Eukaryota; Fungi; Ascomycota; Leotiomycetes; Helotiales; Amorphothecaceae
Exons: 4
Coding region: 1-384 (127 amino acids)
Biological process (GO): proton motive force-driven ATP synthesis
Molecular function (GO): proton transmembrane transporter activity
Source: RefSeq, a predicted model, not a curated record